GUAGGUCCGGCAAUGGUGUGGUCUGCUAAUCGAAACAAUCCGGUUAGUGCCAACGCCACCUUGGAACUCACGGCAGAAGGAGAUUUGGUAUUGACUGAUGUUGAUGGAUCUGUGGCUUGGUCUACCCACACUAUUGGUAUGUCUGUUUCGGGCAUGAACUUGACAGAGACCGGCAAUCUUGUGCUGUUUGAUAAGAACAAUGCCACAGUGUGGCAAUCUUUCGAUCACCCUACAGACUCACUUGUCCUUGGGCAGAAAUUGAAGGUCGGGCAGAAAUUGACCCCGGGUACUUCCUCAACAAAUUGGACCGAGCAAGGUUUACUUUCAAUUUCGCUGACUACUAUUGGUUUAUUUGCCCAAACAGAGACUGAUCCUCCGCAGGUGUAUUACUCUGUUCCGAUAGAUUUCCCAAACACAAGCGAUGACUCAAAUGGUAUUGAAUUUAUCAAAGGAUGUUUGGCAUUGUUCAUGAAUUCCCCGACAAAUGGGUCUUUGCUUUUUGGUCUUGAUACAUCUGCGCAGUACGUGAAGUUUGAAUCUGAUGGACAUUUGAGAUCAUAUCGAUGGGAUGUAUAUCAGUGGAGUAGAAGAGAUGAUAUUCUUUUGCCAGAUGAUACGGGUUGUGGCUAUCCAACGGUUUGUGGUAAAUAUGGAAUUUGUAAAUCUGACGGGCAGUGUAGUUGUCCAACAUGGAGCGAGGGGAUGAGCUAUUUCAAGCCAAUGAAUGAUAGUGAUCCUAAACUUGGGUGUGCGGAAAUUGUUCCUUUGUCUUGUGAAGCUUCGCAGUUUCAAACCUUGUUGGAGCUCAAUGGCAUUUCUUACUUCACCUCCACGCAAAUCGCCCCUGAUAUAAGGAAUACAGAUAAGGAUAAUUGCAAAGAGGCCUGUGCCAACAGCUGCUCGUGUUCAGCAGCUUUUUUCUACGAUGAUUCAGGUUCUUGCUACUUAGUAUCUCAAGUAUUUUCACUUGCAUACUUAACUCCUAGUCAUUCCAUUGCUUUCAUUAAAGUACAGAAUGUUAGGAAAAGGUCGAACACUCUUAAGGUAAUACUCACUUAUAGCGUGGGGUCACUCUUUGCCUUAAUUAUUUUUUAUGUGGUCAUAAAAUUUCUAGUUCUUGGGAGGCAAGAAGUCGAUGAAGUUGGAGAGGACUACCUUGAACAACUACCUGGACUACCUACAAGGUUCACUUAUGAUGAUUUAAUAGCCGUCACUGAGGGUUUCAAUAAGAAGCUCGGUGAAGGAGGUUUUGGAUCUGUUUUUGAAGGUACUCUGAUUGACGGCACAAAAGUUGCUGUAAAACGGCUUGAUGGGUUACGCCAAAUCAAAAAAUCUUUUCUAGCCGAGGUUGAGACUAUUGGCAACAUUCAUCACGUCAACUUGGUAAGACUCAUUGGAAUUUGCGCUGAGAAGUUUCACAGGCUGCUAGUCUAUGAGUACAUGUCCAAGGGUUCUUUGGAUGAGUGGAUCUUUCAUAAAUCGAAAGGGUCGUUUGUGCUUGACUGGAAAAAGAGGAGGAAGAUAAUUUAUGACAUAGCUAAGGGCUUAAAUUAUCUGCACGAAGAAUGUAGAUGGAAGAUAGUUCACAUGGACAUUAAACCACAAAAUAUUCUCUUGGAUGAAAAUUUUAAUGCUAAGGUUGCUGAUUUUGGCUUGUCUAAGUUGCUUGAUAAGGACCAAAGCCGAGCUGUGACUACAAUGAGGGGAACUCCAGGGUAUUUAGCCCCGGAAUGGUUGAGCGCAACAAUUACUGAGAAAGUAGAUGUCUAUAGCUUUGGGGUGGUAGUUCUGGAGAUAGUUUGUGGAAGGAAAGUAUUUGAUAGAUCUCAGAAUGAGGAAGACAUGUAUCUACCUGGAGUUUUUAAGAGAAAGGCCGAAGAAGGGCGACUGCUGGAUAUGAUUGACAACACUUUAGAGGAUAUGCAACUGAAUCGACCCCACGUGGUCAAUAUGAUGAGUAUUGCUGCGUGGUGCUUACAAGGCGAUUUUUCGAAGAGGCCUUCCAUGUCAAUGGUCAUCAAGGUGUUGGAUGGAGUUAUGGAAAUUCCAGAUACCCUAGAUUAUGACUUCUCUCAUCGCACCUUGAUGAAUAUUAAUGUGAUAGUUGGCCAGGAGAACAUUGAUAUUGGUGCUCCGGUUUCUGUGCUACCCUCAAUCCUAUCCGGUCCACGGUGA
Messenger RNA from Syzygium oleosum, 2175 nucleotides. Its product is annotated as G-type lectin S-receptor-like serine/threonine-protein kinase SD2-5. Gene Ontology annotation, biological process: protein phosphorylation. The transcript has a single exon. Bases 13 to 2175 code for a protein of 720 amino acids. The record is from RefSeq and is a predicted model, not a curated record. NCBI's taxonomy places the organism in Eukaryota, Viridiplantae, Streptophyta, Magnoliopsida, Myrtales, Myrtaceae. Gene Ontology annotation, molecular function: protein serine/threonine kinase activity; ATP binding.